GCUCCAACCUUACGCAUCCACCAUCUUGUUGCACGGAACCAAGGCAUUGAAAAAAAAAAAAUGCAGAACCCGAGCAACGUCCAACCUACCAAUGGGGCCACACAGCCUGUCCCCAGGGUGUCCGUUGCACCGCUCUACCCCCCUGGUGAUCUAGGGACUCCUGGGCUUGCGUCAAUCAGCCGGAGCUUGGAAGUGGGGAGACUGCUCUAUCUCUUGAGGAGCGGGAAUCCGGGGAUUGGCGGAAGCGGUGAGUGCCUCCUUAGCUUUCUCCUAUCGCGUCUCUAGUAUUGGGAAUGGCUAUAUCGGGGAUCUAUUGCGGUGCGAGCCCGGUGGCUAGUGUCAUGGUAUCCAUCUCGCUAGGCUCGACAGGGGUUCCGCCCGUUCCACAGUAGGAGAAGGUCCGGUAAGGUUAUACACCCACGCCACAGAGCCGCAGCCAGUCGUGCCGGCAGUAUUCCUAGCUCCUGUGGGGAGUACGCGCAGAAGCACCAGAGAACUUGCCGGUGGUGCCCUGCCCCCUCCAUCUGACGAUCCGACGGCGAAGGCCCCCAAUACUGGAAAUGCGAUAGAGACUCUUUGGUUCCCUGUUCUUGCACUACAUUUUUGUUUUUGUAUUGGGAGUAAAAACUAACGAACCUAUCAAACCGCUCAGAGCAACCGACGCCCACCCCUUCUCCCCUCAGAGCCCAACCCGCCCCUGGCCCCAGUUCCCCUUUGCCCACACCAUCUUCACUUGGUGCCCCAGUGCCUUUUCAGGUAGAAGAUGCGAUCGGCACCCCGUCCCCACUUCCCACUCACCCGGGUCACCUCCCCGGUGUUCAGUCCCUAAACUUGAAUCCCUCUGAACACUCGCAGAUAAACCCGUCCUGCGCUAUCGCUCACCUGUUACAGGUCCUCGCCUCUGUUAUCUCUGGGAGCCACAACAUCCCUAGCAGCCAAAGGGCUAGUCCUAGCACGGGUGAAAGAUCCGCUCCUCUACCAUAUCUUCGGCCAAACUUUCUUACUGGCAAUGCUCCGCCUCCAAGAAGGCACGACGCAGACGCCAUUCUACGUCCCCGCGGCGGCCAAGGAGUGGACAAGCCAUGGAAAAUGAACAAAAAGAAGAAGAGCCAGAAGAAUGACCACGACCACCCGUCUUCUAAGCAGGGCGAGGAGGCUAGGUCUAAAGGAGAAUCCACGCUGAAAGGGAAGGCCAAGUCUACAGGGGAUGCCAAUUCUAAAGUGCAAGGGAAUGGCUCCGAAAACAAUCAGACUGGCGACUCAAGCGGAGGAAAGUCUUCUGGGAGAGCCUGA
Messenger RNA from Tuber aestivum (summer truffle), 1293 nucleotides. NCBI's taxonomy places the organism in Eukaryota, Fungi, Ascomycota, Pezizomycetes, Pezizales, Tuberaceae. The record is from the annotation of a GenBank genome assembly.